Rhopilema esculentum is the source of this 12189-nucleotide messenger RNA. RefSeq lists its product as uncharacterized. NCBI's taxonomy places the organism in Eukaryota, Metazoa, Cnidaria, Scyphozoa, Rhizostomeae, Rhizostomatidae. The record is from RefSeq and is a predicted model, not a curated record. Gene Ontology annotation, molecular function: protein binding; calcium ion binding; calcium channel activity. Gene Ontology annotation, cellular component: membrane. Gene Ontology annotation, biological process: detection of mechanical stimulus.
CACUUCAGCAAGCCGGGCUCUACUGAAGCGAGGCCACUGUUUUAGAAUUUUUAAAAUCGAGUUUCAUGGUAGCGACGGAUUUGAUGUUUAUGUUGCAUAAUGUUUAAAAGAAGUUUUAACAAAAUCAGAUAGUGAGUAUUCAACCAGCAGCUGGUGGCUGGAUCACACUUGAGACCGCUUUACAAAUAUCUUCUGUAUGCGAGUGCGCAAGAGCUGGCCCUCAACCGCACUGUCAAUGUGCCGAAUGAAAGAUUUAGAUGCAUCUAUUCCGCCACCUGAUCAGAAGUGAAUGUCAUAUUAUCUAAGACUCCAUCGAAUAUUCUGUUGUGAAAAUCUGUGACAAAUUUGCUUCACACGAGAAGAGAAGGUCGUAUCGGAAAUUCUAAACGGCAUUUCUUAUGGUAAACGAGAUUGCUAUGAGACUCGAAGAGCAAUGAUGUUCUUAGCACAAACAAUUGACAAAGCUUUCGCUGCUUUUAUUAUUUGCACAACUUUGGCUUAUUUCACUGUUGAUGGGGCUUGUCCAGCCGCAGAAGAUGCUCGCGCCAAUUCCUGCCGGUUGACAUACGAGUCAUUGGCCGAUGGAAACAUAACAAGAAAAUUAAACAUAUUUGCAGGGAAACUGACGGCAUCCCAAUGCAUCGCGCAUUGCGGUUGUGUGAGCAGGUCUUACGCAGGGCUGGACAGCCAUGGACACUGUUUUUGUGGAUCCGAACUAGGUACUAAUUGUACAACUGAACCGGAAUGCAUGCGUGUAUAUGCCACAGCUGGAGUUCCAGCAUUUCCAACUGGCACGUUCCCAACAAAGAUGGAACUUUUCUCGACAGGUUCAGCAACAAUAAACGGACUCAGUAAUGUCAUCAAAUUUGCUGUGGAAGUCGAUGGGAAACUCUCGUACUUCUCACCUUCCAGUGGGAAAGUUUCUUUUGUCGAAACAGGCGAGCGUAAGGCUUCAAUGGAAGUAGAAGCCUAUUGGGGUUGUCGCACCCCCGAUUACACAGUCAACGUCUACUCCCCCCUGCAAGCCGCCCUGGUUUGUCCCAUUGCCGUGCGCCCUUCAGAAGAGUUUUCCUGUUCUGCUGAAUUUAUUGAAGGCAGCGGCAUACAGUCUAUUCAAUGGAAAUUGGACGGUGCACCGAACGGAGCUGCUAUUACAAAUGUUGGAGAGCCCCUUGUGUAUGCCACUGGUGGAAAUCUUACGGUUGACCGUUUCGAGAGCUUCAAUAAUUCCUUUGACUAUUCAAAUGGUGAAACUGUUACUUUUGUGAAUCUGAAUUACGAGUUCACUGCCGUCGGAAGAGUACGAGCAUUUGAGGCGCACUUUACGAAAUUGGGGGAAGUCAGGUUUCAGAUCUUCAGGCCAAUGUGCGACCCAUCCCAAAUUGAAAAGACAUAUUGCCAUUCCGAAAGGAAGUGUGUCGCUAGUGGCUGUGGCACCCCAUCGAACCGUCUUGGUGACAUUGAGUUCUAUCCACCAGCAUCCAAGCCAGUCUUCUGUCCUGAUGUGGAACGUUUCAAGCCGGACGACAACAACACUUGUCCCCAGCCUCCUACACUCACCGUACCGCAAGCUGACUAUAUGUUGAUGUAUGAGUUCGCUGCCAAUGUAACUCAAAAAGGCAACAUGGUUUUUAAAGUUCCUGAUGACCAGACCUUCACUGUUUAUCCUGGAUUUGUUCUUGGGUGGACAACCGGCCCGAAUAACAAUUCUGCUGACAUUGGCUUCUACUCAUACGACGAAGCGUACGAGCAAAUGUACCCAGAGUACCAAUACAAAGAAUGCUAUGAAAGAUUCACUGGCAGCGUGUUCUCCCGAAAGCUGCCUACAGCGAGCCUGUUCACCAAAUAUCAUUUACUAAGAGCCCAUACAAUCAGCCAAGCAAACUACUUGAAGAAGAUGACAUUGUCAAACCUUGGCCAACCAUAUACAAUAGGGCUUACCGUUACCGCUGCGGAGUCUUCGGUUUCAAAAUCAAUGGAAAUAGCCGUGGAGACUGAUAUCACCGCUUUCACUUUGUCCGCUACCCACACUCAAAUCCUGACUGAUGUGGAAAACACGUUUGCUGUUUCGUCCAUCAACACAGAGGUAGGUGUGUCUUACAGCUUCUUCUUUGGCGAGACCCCCUUCAACGGCACGUUUGGUCCCAAGCAAAGCACCAAGACCAUAAAGAAAUCAUUCGCUUUGCCAGGCAUUUAUACCGUCAUCUGCCGCGCGGAAAACAAGCUUAACUCGGUAGAUAGGAAUAUCACAAUCUACGUGUAUAGCAAAAUAGAUCAAAUAGGUUUCACAAAAGACGUUGAUCCGAAAUCAACUGGCGAAUUUUCCAUCUCCACAUUUAAAAUUAGCGGAGGUGGAAAUGCGACUGUUACGUACCUCCUUGGGGACAAUAGUGUUGCUAGGAUACUGAAUGUCACCUUGACGCCGUAUUUUUUCGCCGAAAUCGGCUACAAAUAUGCCACUGACGGUGACUAUUUGAUUAACGUCGAGGCAAAACACCCGUUAGAAACCAAGAAAAUAGAUCAAUAUGCAGCAGUUGAGAAUAUAGUCAACUCAGUGGUCAUUGCCCCACCGGGGGUAGCUGCCACAAAUGUAACCCAUCCAUUCAGAAUCACAUCACAUACUGGUACAAAUGUGACAUUUGUUUGGGACUGGGCUGAUGGAACCCCGAAAAUCAAUAGCUCGUUUAACCAGAAGGAAUACAGCCACAAGUAUACGACAUAUGGCAAUCGCACCAUAACUGUAUAUGCGAGCAAUUUGGUAAGUAAUUUCACAACUACAGUUUUUGUCGAGGUCCAGGAUAUAAUCAAAGGAUUGAACUUCUCACAGCAAGCAGGGUCGGUUUAUGCAAUAGCGCCAACAAACGCAUCAGCUGCAACAACAGUUUGGUUUGAAAUGCUACAGGGAACUGGUGUUGAUAUUUUCAUUGACUGGGACUCAGACGACGCAACAACAACCGUCCUCUCCUCCAAAGCCUACAAUCUAAACAAAGACAAUCCAGGGACCAAGUUCAUUGGUCGUGGUACACAUAGCUACACUACAGUUAAAACUUACAAUGUGACAGUGCAUGCCAAGAAUGAGGUGAGCAAUAUGUCUGUGAAAGCUAUUGCAGUUUAUGAGACCCCGAUCUCUGGCGGAACAUUCACUUUUGUGCAAAAAGAUCUCACAACUACAUUUAUCGAGGUGAACGAGACUGUGUGUUUUACAAUGAAACCAGCUUCUGGAACAAACAUUCUUGUCAGGUACGACUUCAACGAUACGACAUCCAGUCCAGUCACGACUCCGAACACGACGCAUUGCACGUCGUGGCCCUAUUGGCAGAGACCAAUGUAUACGAAAUUCAGGAUUUACAACAACGUCAGCUCUGUGACGAAAGCGUUUCUUGUGAAUGUGGAAAGACCCGUUCAUAAUUUCACAACAUUGUCUAUUAGUGGAGGGCCUGAAAACACUACAGAGGCGAUGGUGCUUGUUCUGUCAGAGAAGACGGGAGAUUUUUUCAAUUGCUCCUGGACUAUUAAAGAUACGACAACGGUCAAUAAGAACUCAACUUACAGUGAUUUUUUAAACGGGAUUCACGUUAAACACCAGUUCGCAACCACUGGCAUAUUCGAUGUUUCGGUCUUCUGCUCCAACAGGCUGUACAGUGCUAGUGCAAAGAUAAAUGUCUCCUCAUAUGUUCCCGUCUCUGAAUUUGAAGCUUCAGUUUUGUAUGGUGGAGCGUGUGGUGCGAAAAAGUCGGCCGGUGACAAGGGUGAUGGACCAGAUUUGGACAUGUAUGCAUUUGGUUGCCCAUUGAAAUUCGUCGUAAGUGGCCAGACAGGGUCCAAUGUCACCUAUCACUUUGACUUUGACGAGGAAAAUUCAAAAGGAGCUACCACAUCACUUCCAGAAACGACACACACCUUCCAACAAUCACCAGUGGACCAGAAAACUAUCAAGAUCACCGUCUCAAAUCCGACGAGUACACGCACACAAUUGUUUCCGCUGAAGUUCUUGCCUAGAAUCACUGGCCUUAAGAUCGGAAAUAGCGGGCCCAUCAAAGUGGGGAAAGAGGUCUCCAUCAACGUAACUGUUGCCCAAAAAGGUUACAAAAGUUGCUUUUUGGUUGAGUGCCAGACAAGUAGAGACAUAAAAACACACGAACUGUUCACGUCACAGUUUUGGAUGGGUGAUGACAGCUGCAGGGAUAAAACGAAGUACAAGCCAAUCGUUUCAAAGCCAGAUCUCAAUCCAACCAAAGCCAUUUGGCCGCAGAAGUACGAGCAAACUGGCAAGUUCCGUUGUAUUGUGAUCGGAGAGAACGAUGUCUCGCUUGAAACCGCCUUCACGGACAUUGUUGUGCUCGAUAAGCCCUGCAAUAAGCCGAAAGUUGAAUGGAGCGAUAUCAGUACGGUAAUCGAAGACCCUGCUAAUGUUACAAAGGGUAAAACAAAAUUGAUUUCGGUGAAGUUGACAAAGGACUGCGAAAAAACAGAUCUCGUAGAAUACAACUGGAAUAUCUCGAGUGUAAAAGCAGGAACCUUUGAAAGGACAGUCGUCAAGUCCAUAAACCACACGAAGGAGGACACAGCCCUGAAGAUACCUGCCCGCUCGCUUGACUACGGCUUAUACGAAAUUGGCUUGUCACUGUGCAUGAAGGAUGUAUAUCCCCCGGUUUGUACACCAAUCAUUGGUUACAUCACUAUCAGACCAUCCAGGCUUGUUGCUCAAUUCGAAGGAGGCAGCGGUCGUGCAGGGGGUCAGAAUAGGAUGUUGCCAAUCAGUGCAUCUCCAUCCCAUGACCCUGAUGUCGGCCCAACAAUGGAAGGUUUGAAGCUUCGCUGGUUCUGCAAAUUACAGUCGGAAAAUUUCCCAAGUGACUAUGAUUCGAUGCCAGAAAUCGAUUUGCCUAAAAGUGGGCCAGCUCCGGAAGCAAAGAAUUAUACCAUGAAACUGACUAGUAAUUUCACAGGCUGCUUUGGGAAUGGAAUCGGUCGCCUGAAGGGCUUCGAUGACGUCACUACCCUGCAAAUAAACUCAUCUUACAUGCCACUGAAACAGUUUUACACCAUUCGUAUUUUGUUGUGGAAGCCUACAUCAAGGGUGCCACGAGAGAACGUGACUGCUGACUAUAGUUUGUUUAUAGUGCCAGGAGAUCCACCAGAGAUUAAGAUCAAGUGCAUUGUCAACUGCGAAGACAAGAAAAACCCAGACAAACCAUUCAAGUUGCAAGCCAUCUGUAUAAAAGAUUGUGGGGCUGGAAUCAACUAUAAAUGGUCUUUGCAGAAAAAGAAUGUUGGUGAGAGUGAUGACAAACUUAAAAAUGUCACUGACUUUUCAGUAAAAGACAAAUGGCUAACAACGAGUAUCACCAACAAGAACCUUGCUAUGAAGGAAAACAUGAUGACAUCCAAUUUUGAAUAUGUUGUCAGAUUAACAGGAAGCCUCGCAGAAGAUGAAGGGACAUACGGUUUUAGCUUGUAUAGUAUUGUUGUCAAUGUUCCACCGAAAGUUCCCAUAUCCUCAAGUAGCUGUCAGGUUCGUCCCUUGACCGGCAAACCACUGGCAAAGAUCUUUAAAGGCAUCAUGAGCGGAUUCCAAGAUGAUGAUGUGCCUCUUACAUACCUGAUGGACUAUCGAGCUACAGGGACUGACAAAGAAGAGGACUGGAUCAAUUUCCAUAACAGCUUGAGCCAAAUUUCUGAUUUGCUCAUGCUGCCCGAAGGACCGAAGACUAAAGACUACAAAGUUGAAGUCAGAUAUUAUGUGGAAGAUCUGUACAGAGCCAAGUCAGAUUACGUCUAUGGACAUGUCAUUGUUAAAAGUGAGAAGAAGGAUGCCGCAGAUCUGUCCAGCGUCCUUGAAGCAAGCAAAGGCUCCACAGAUCCGGCAGCUGCUGGCAUGGUUGCUAAUGCUGUUCUUACCUCACUGGAUAGUGACGACUCUGGCGAUAGCAGUAAUAGUGGUUCGGUUGUCUCCUCUGUGGUUGAUUUGAUGAACGAUGUCGACGUCAACAGUGAUGCAGGGGCCCUUGCUUUGGCAAGCACAAUGAGCAAGUGUAUGGGAACAGGCCAACUAUCACCCGAUGCACAGGCCAAAGCAAUGAAGGCCAUGGCGAAAUGUGCCAAUCAAAUGGGACCUGAUACUCCACCGGAAAUUGUCUCGAGUGUUGCCACAAAUGCAUUUACUGUUCUUCUGACAGGCUCAGAAACUGGUGGCGGAGAUGCGGAGGAUAGUGACUCAACUGUGCGAAACCUAGGGACAACAUUAGCUGGGAACAUGGUUGCUGGCGAGGCGCCGUUUCAGAAAAAGUCAGGCAAAAGCAUGAUCGCCUGUCAAGCAAUGGAACCUGGGAGUGGUGGCAAAGUUUCACUUGGCUCCGGCGGUGAUUUUGACAUGGACAGCUCUCAACUUGGCGAAUCUGGAACAGCCUUUCAAGCAGUUGGUGGAAAUGGUCCCGAUAAAUACUCGAAUAAAAGCAGUGCGGCCAAAGACGUUACCAGUGACGUAGUCAGCCUCGAUAUGGCUGCUGGCGGACAGCCUCUUGUUGUUAAAAACUUAAGCAAGCCAAUCAAAGUGAAGAUCAAGCAACCAAUUAACCCAUACCCACCUACACAGCAUACCUCAUACACGCAUCUCCUGAAAACAGUGAGCCUUGUGAGCAACCCUAGUGACAAUCUGUCGUCUAUAUUCAUUGAUAUCAGGAAUACCUCUGAGAUGAAUGACAGUUGCUUCUUUGUGAUCAUAAAGAAAGGCCUGAAACCCAAACUAUAUGACAAUGAUUUCAAUUUCACACUGCCGCAUGUUGUCACACCAUUUAAACCAAAUGGCGAGAAUAAGUCAGAGGAAGAGAUGAAACUUGAUUAUACAAACAGAUACAGAAUAUUUCUUCAUGGUGCAAGAGAUCUCAGGGAAGCAGCAAUCGGGAUGUAUUAUGUGGCCGUUUUGAAUAGCCCGUGCAAUACCACUAAUGUUUCGCUGCCGAUCAUGACGUCCCUUGACGUUCCGGGUCCGUUAAAUUUGACCAUACCGCCAAUUAACUAUACAUUCCAGUCUUACACUGGCGUCUGUAAAUUUUUCAACAAAACUUCGAAGAAAUGGUCCACAUCCGGUCUCGAGAUAACCCAAGAAACAACACAGAACUUCACCGUGUGUCUUACAACUCACUUGUCAUCAUUUGCCGGUGGAAGUGUCUUUGCAAAGCCAAACACUAUUGACUUCUCCAAAGCUUUUGCUGGCUUCAGCAAUAUCGGUGAAAACCCCACUGUAUUUGCCACAACGCUGUCGAUCAUAGGGAUCUAUUUCGUGCUGCUGGCCUACUGCAGGUACAAGGACAAAAAAGAUGUUGAAAAGAUCGGCGUGUUCCCACUAGAGGACAACCAUCCCAGUGAUAACUAUUUAUACGAAGUCAGCGUGCAAACCGGUUUUAAAAAGGGUGCUGGUACAACAGCCGACGUCUUCAUUGUCCUUAACGGCAAUCUGGGCGAAACGUCGCCUCGCAAAUUGAAGAAUCCGAACCGAAAAUGCUUUGAAAAAGGAGAAACUGAUGCUUUCUUGGUGACAACGCCAUUCAGUUUAGGCCAAAUCAAAAGCGUUGAAGUAUGGCACAACAACGCGGGGAACUCUCCUGGUUGGUACUGUAUGCAAGUUCAGAUCCGUGAUGUGCAAACUGACAAGAAAUUCAUCUUCGUUUGCAACCGUUGGCUGGCUGUUGAAGAAGACGAUGGUGAGAUCAAACGCAAGAUUGAAAUUGCAACCAAGAAUGACCUUGUUCAGUUCGAUUUCCUCUUCGCUCAAACGGCUCGCAAAAAUCUCUACGAUGGACACAUCUGGUUCUCUGUUUUCACGCGCCCACCCAGGAGUCAUUUCACUCGCUGCCAGCGGCUGGGUUGCUGUUUGACUUUACUUCUCACCUCAAUGUUGGCCAAUGCUAUGUUCUAUAAAGAUCCGGCUCCAGCCUCGAGCGACCCGAAUGCCCCUGCCCCAGAGCCGUCUGAUUCGAUUCAUCUCGGCCCGAUUACUAUCUCCGUGGAGCAGAUCAAGAUUGGGUUUACAAGCAGUUUGGUCGUUGUACCUGUCAAUCUAAUUAUUGCAACGCUGUUCCAAAAGGCUAAACCACGUGAAGAAAAAAAGAAAGAGAAGUCGGAUAAAUAUUCGGCUGACGCCGACGACGAUGAAGAAUCGAGCAUUGGAUCAACCCGUAAUCUGGUAAGCACUUCAAAAAUCGAUCUUAUUGAGGCAAACACCCGGCCUAGCACAAAUACACUUGAUAACGAACCCGAGCCCGAACUGACUGAAGAGGAGCGGGAAAUAGAGAAGUCAAAGAAGCGUGCGAAUUUCUUGAAAAUGAUUUGCUUUCCUGGAAACGAAGACGAUGAAGGGGAAGAAUCAUCUGGAAAGUCAAAGAAGAAACCAAAGCCAAAAGCGACUCUGCCCCAUUGGGUUAUUUACAUUGCUUAUGUUUUGAUAUUUGCCGCUUCUGGUGCGGCGGCCUUUUUUGUAAUCCUUUAUGGAUUCCAAUUUGGCAAGGAGAAAUCAGACAACUGGAUGAAAUCAAUGAUGUUGUCAUUCUGGCAAUCUGUGCUGGUCAUCCAACCUGUCAAGGUUCUUGCAUUGUCCGUUCUCGUCGCCAUGAUCAUAAAGGAUCCUAAGGCAGCCAGCGGGGAAGACGAAGGUGGCUCCAAAUCCGUUGGAAAAGACGACAAAGGCCAGGAGGGGAAGAAGAAGAAAAAGAAAGUCGGAGAGGAUGGCGAGGAAGAAGAGAGCAGCGAUGAAGAAGCGGACGAAGAUGAAGCUAAGAGAGAGCUGGAGAAGAAUCUUGAAUUUAAACUGCCAGAUGAGAAAAAACUCGAAGAAUCCAGGAAACUACGGCUGAAAGAAAAACAAAUGAAAUCAAUCAUAAGGGAAAUUGUAAUUCAUCUCUUGUUUGUUAUGCUGUGUCUGUUUAUUGGCUACAGCAAUUUGGACCCAUUUGCGCAACAAUUCGGAACAGGAGUUAGGAACUUUGUUGGAGAUGAUCUAGAGCAGGUGACAAGAGUAGAGCAGUACUGGAGCUGGAUCGAGGAUAAAUUCAUCCCGUAUCUGUUCCCUGGCACUUGGUACAACGGGGAUCCGUAUAUGGUUCGAUUUGUCGCGGACACAGAACCUUCGAAAAUAAUAUCCAUGGCUAGAAUGAGACAGCUUCGCGUUAAAAAGAAUACUUGCACAAAACACCCGGUCUUCAAAUACAUUGUAUCCGAAUGCAACGGGGCAUAUAGCUGGUCCAAUGAAGAUACCGAACAAUACAGUGCAGGAUGGAAACCGCCACUAAACAAAACCGAGACCAGGAAACUCAGACACCGGAAACGCAAGGCUUUGUGGCUUGGACUUGAAAACCCGUGGCAGUAUCAGUCUGUGCUUAAGUUGAAAAACUUCCCAUUUUUGGGCAAAUUCGCAACUUACGGAGGUAGCAGCUAUGCAGUCAGUGUAGGCCCGGAUGAACGGAUUUCAAGACUCAUUAUCAAAGAUAUGAAAGACAAUUUCUGGAUAGAUCGUUACACGAGAGCAGUUUUCGUUGAGUUUAACAUCUACAAUGCCAACACGAAUUUGAUGAUGAUUGUCACUCUCCUCAGUGAGGUAUUGCAAACCGGGGGUUGGAAUUACUUCUAUAAUGUACAAGCAAUCCGGCUCUACAGAUGGCAGGGUGGCCUAGGCGGCUUGAUCGUCUUUGCUGACUUGACAUUUAUGAUAGUGACGCUGGUCGGGCUGUACAAACUAGUCAAAAAUUGCAAAAAGGAAGGAGUCAAAAACUACUUAAAGAGCGCGUGGAACUUCUUGCAUGCAUUCGUCACUGUUUUCUCAAUCUGCACUUUUUCUUGUGUUUUCGCUCGUGUUGGUGCUGUCAUGUACGCGAUGAAACAAUACAAGAAAGAGCCAGAAGUCUUCGUCAGCUUCGCCUAUCUUGGCCAGUUGGACUAUUUCGUCCAGGCGUUCAUCGGCUUUGUCGUCAUGGCGACCAACCUCGAAUUCCUGAGGCUGCUACGAUUCAACAAGAAGAUAGGCCUUCUCACUGCAACCAUACGUCAGAGCAUGAAACCCCUGGCCUCCUUUGGUCUCAUAUUCACCUUCAUCUUCAUGAGUUACGUCAGUUUGGCGCAUCUUUUGUUUGUUGAUCAGCUUGAAGAUUACAAGAAUUUCGGUACCAGUGUUGUCUCAUUGACAAGAAUGUUCUUAGGCCAGUUCGAUGUAUACGCUUAUAUGAAGGCUGCACCUUUGCUAGGACCUAUGCUCUUCCUUUCCUACAUGGUCACCAUCCAAAUGGUUCUCAUCAACAUGUUUAUCGGUAUCAUCUGCGAGACGUUUGAGGAGGUCCGUCUCGACAUCGAAAAACAAUCUAAUGAUCAUGAAAUCGUCUCGUUCAUGACGAACCGUUUCAAGAAGAUUGCAGGAGCGGCAGUCGGGCCAUCAGUCGACCCAAUCUACCGUGAAUGGAAAUCUGACUGGGAAAUGACACUGGAUUCGAUUGAGGAGAAGUCGGACAGCAUCGUCUACUUGAUGAGGAAUAUUGAAGCAGAAGAGGUAAGGCAAACACAAUGGAUGGAACCUACGAAAGCCAACGAAAAGAAGAGAAACUUAUUGAAGUUGUUAGUUGGAUCAGAUGAAUUCACGUAUGAGAAUGAGAUCUUAGAUAGUCUUACUGUUCUCGACAAGCGAAUGAAGAAACUGACAGUGGACAAAUCGCGGAAGAUGGUUUACACGAUGGCGAAGAAGAAGAAGAAGGAUCGAGAUGAAGAGGUCAAAUCACGCACAGAUGAACAGUCAUUCUUUAGUGAAGAAGAGUCGGAAGAUGAAGACCAGAAUGAAAAUGUAGAGAAAAGUGAUAGCGAUGGUGAUGAAUGAGAUUAAUGUAAAGGAAAGAAUGAAGAAGUGACCUGUGACAUAGAUUUUAUCUGUUUGAUUGUUUUCGUUCAAUCAGCACUUGUUAAAGAGAUUCUUGCACGGUAGCACGCUUGGAUUAAUCCGAAUUUUUUUCGAUACGGAAGUUUAACUCCGGGUACUUGUAUGUUUAUAAAACUGGUGUUUUUUGACACGUUUAAGAAUCUUCAAUGAACACAGCAGGUUAUUGAUAGAUGGCUUGCUUCUACUACGGAUCAACAAAAGUUGUAUGUGUUUUUAUCAAUUAACAUAUAUUUACUUCAUUUUUAUAACAGCCUUAAAACAUAAGGUCUUGACAUCCAUGAAAUUUCAGCGCAACCAAAGAUGGCCCUCCCUUCCACCUCUGCAUUCGAAAAAAGGAUGCUGCUGUGAUAAAAAGCACUGUUUCCUCCAUAAGUAUUAAAAUUUCUGAUCUUCUCCCAUCAUCUCUUCAUUUGAACAAAUAACUGUGCUGCAGCUUUUUCAAAAAAUAUAAUUUUUUGUCUCUCGCAAAUUUGAUUUUCUCCCCUUUUUCAUCCAAAAUCUAAAAUGAGUAUCUAUCUAAAAUCUAAAAUGAAAGCUCAAUACCAAUUUUACACAACGGUAGCCCCAAUUCUGAUAUCCGUAAGUAGCAAGCCAUUUAAUGCCUAGCCAUGGCAGGUGUACAUAUUACUGUAUGCUACAGUUCUUGUUUCCUGUUACACUAACCUGUCAGUUUAUGAUUAUUCCUGUCACUUAAUCUAUUUGUAAGUUUCUCGACCUUCCCUUUUCAAUAUUUGUUGUCAUGGUUUUGCUAGAUCUAUCUUUGGGUUCCUUUUUUCCAUCUGGUUACUUCAAUCCCUAAAAUAUUUCCUGAAGGCAAAUCUAAACUAUACUGAAAUAUUUUUAUGGUUUGAAAUCCGGGUGAUAAAUGCUAAAUUAAAUUUAUAUUUAUUGCUGUAGGAAACCAAUUCACUGAACUUUCUGUACCCGGAAAAGAUUCAUAACGAUAAUCUCUAGAAAAACUAUGACCAGUCUUUAAGAACCAUCAGAUUCAGGGAAUUUUUCUUAAGAGCUCUUAAACUGCUGUUGAAACGCCUUCAAUAGCGAUUGAAAAAUCCGGCUAUCUUGUUUACAAAUUCGACACGUAUACUAACUGUAUAUAAGCAUUAUAUUGAAUCCAAAAAAAUAUCUUUCAGUUUGCAAGUGAUAGUUGAUUAAAUCUCACAAAUAUGUUUUCUUAGCCAUCUCUUUAACUUUUGAUUUAAUGAUACAUAGACCUGUAGUUGUUAGCAUUCCUUGUAUUCACAUUCUUUUUGCAAGACAAACUCGAUGCAGGA